AUGUCUGCAGCACACAACUAUCGUCAUAACCAGCAUCUUCCACCGAGCCCACCACCGUCGCCUUCGUCUACACGACGAAGACAAAAGAAGAAACCAGAUCCUUUUGAAGAACUCGCCACUGCACCAAUACCAUCGUUGCCCUCUUCUCCAGCAAACGAGCUGGACGACGAUCAAGAACCCCUUCUAAAACGGAUUAUCCUUACUCCUGUACUAUUCAUAUCCUUCCUUCUCUCCCUCUUCCUCGUCAACUACCGCAACCGCGCCCGCCGAACAGAAGCACACUUGCCCGGCCUCUCCCUCCUCACCUAUCUCGCUCCAUCCAGCUGGCUAGAUCCAGAACCCUACCAAGAUCCUGAUGAUUCAACAUGGGAUCGAAGGGGAACCACUGGACAUUUCGAGCCCCAUGACGCUAUAGGUCCUCGGCCAGACGAGCAAGGGGAGGAGAAACCAAACAAGAGGAAGAAGAAGAAGAAGAAGAAGAGAAAGUCAUGGCAUCUGAAUAGGAAGAUUAGAAAAAUAGCCAAGUUGGAGAUAGGCGAUGCGCUUGAGAUGCGAGGGCGCAUGAUUGUUGUCAUGUUUAUAGUAUUGGGAUUGGCUUGUGGCAUGUUGUGGAUGGGGGCCAAGUGGGUUAUUGUCUCAGCAUCGCAGCUGAUCUAUGGCGUGAAAGCCUGA
Messenger RNA from Alternaria atra, 672 nucleotides. RefSeq lists its product as uncharacterized. NCBI's taxonomy places the organism in Eukaryota, Fungi, Ascomycota, Dothideomycetes, Pleosporales, Pleosporaceae. The coding region runs from base 1 to 672 and encodes 223 amino acids. The record is from RefSeq and is a predicted model, not a curated record. The transcript is spliced from 2 exons.